Saitoella complicata NRRL Y-17804 is the source of this 834-nucleotide messenger RNA. Its product is annotated as Aldo/keto reductase. Gene Ontology annotation, molecular function: oxidoreductase activity. The transcript has a single exon. The coding region runs from base 1 to 834 and encodes 277 amino acids. The record is from RefSeq and is a predicted model, not a curated record. Lineage: Eukaryota; Fungi; Ascomycota; Saitoellomycetes; Saitoellales; Saitoellaceae.
AUGCCAACCCCCCUCAGAAACAACCACGCCAUCCCCUCCCUCGGCUUCGGCGUCUACGACUCCCCUCCACACACAACCCGCGCCUCAGUCUCACACGCCCUCGCCGCCGGGUACCGCCAUAUCGACACGGCACAAUACUACGAGAAUGAAGCACAGGUCGGGCUUGCUAUUCGCGAAUCGCGGAUCCCGCGUGAUGAGAUUUUCGUGACCACGAAAGCGUUGGAUGGGAGUGGGAGUGUUGACGAUAUUCUCUGCAGGAUGAGGAAGAGCGUGGCGGAUAUCGACGGGGAGGAGGGCUACGUUGACCUCUUUCUCGUUCACUCGCCCAGCGUCGGAAAGGAGGAACGGAAGAGGAUUUGGCUCGCCCUCGAACGCCUCCACGACCUCAACCUCACCCGCGCCAUCGGCGUAUCAAACUACGGCGUCAAGCACUUGGAAGAAUUGCAAACGUACGCUUCCCCCCACCACUUUCCCCCCGCCGCAAACCAGAUCGAGCUCCACCCCUGGUGCCAACAACGCCCCAUCACAACCUACUGCUCCUCCCUCAAAAUUCCCCUCCUCGCAUACUGCCCCCUCGUCCGCGCCCAACGCUCCACCGACCCCAUCCUAACCCGCAUCGCCACCGCCCACAAUGUGUCAUGGGCUCAGGUUUUGGUGAGGUGGGCAUUGCAGAAGGGGUUCGUGCCCUUGCCGAAGAGUGAUACGAAGGAGAGGAUUGCGGGGAAUGCCGCGGUGUGGGGGUGGGCGUUGACGGAGGAGGAGAUGGGGGAGCUGGAUGGCUUGGAUGAGGGGGCGGAGGGGGCGAUUGGCCCGAACCCGGUGGAGUGUGAGUAA